UAAGCGGGUAAGAUCCAAUUUAGUGACUUGAACCGAAACCAGUACCCCAUUUCCCCAUUUCUCUUCCCCCAAAAAUUAAACCCUCGGCGUUCGACUCGUUCCUCAGAAUUUGGUAAAAAAAAAUACCCCUCGAUUUCAAUGGAGCUUGCAGAUAAAGCAGUCGGGCUUCUUCUAACUUCCAUUAGCAUCUCAAUUUUCACUUACUACACUUUCUGGGUCAUCAUUUUGCCAUUCGUGGAUCAGGAUCAUUUCAUUCACAGGUACUUUCUACCCCAAGAGUUUGCUAUCUUGAUACCGGUGUUUGCCGGCGUCGCGCUUCUCAGUUUCUUGUGUGUCUUUGUUGGCUAUGUCAUGCUCAAAUCUAAGAAGAAGAAGAAAGCUGCUUGAUUCAAAUUUAAUGAUGAAACGUGAGGGAUCCUUGCUUUAAUUUGUCUGGUACUUUCAGUUAGAUUGAAUGCGUUUGACUUGGACCACUAUGUGCUGCUGUUUUACUUGAAUGUUAUACAUGAAAGUUCUACUUAUUUGGAAGUUAUGAUCUCCAUUUUAGUUAGAAAA
Asparagus officinalis (garden asparagus) is the source of this 555-nucleotide messenger RNA. Its product is annotated as dolichol phosphate-mannose biosynthesis regulatory protein-like. Gene Ontology annotation, biological process: GPI anchor biosynthetic process. The transcript is spliced from 3 exons. Lineage: Eukaryota; Viridiplantae; Streptophyta; Magnoliopsida; Asparagales; Asparagaceae. The coding region runs from base 139 to 387 and encodes 82 amino acids. Gene Ontology annotation, cellular component: endoplasmic reticulum membrane; dolichol-phosphate-mannose synthase complex. The record is from RefSeq and is a predicted model, not a curated record. Gene Ontology annotation, molecular function: enzyme regulator activity.